Molecule: messenger RNA, 4898 nt
Organism: Halteromyces radiatus
Lineage: Eukaryota; Fungi; Mucoromycota; Mucoromycetes; Mucorales; Cunninghamellaceae
Product: cortical protein marker for cell polarity-domain-containing protein
Exons: 12
Coding region: 162-4898 (1578 amino acids)
Biological process (GO): positive regulation of establishment of bipolar cell polarity regulating cell shape
Cellular component (GO): plasma membrane of growing cell tip
Molecular function (GO): protein binding
Source: RefSeq, a predicted model, not a curated record
UUUUUUUUUUUUGUUUUUUCUUCUUUAUGUUCAUUUAAUACCAUCACUUUUAAAUUUUUAUAUAUAUAUAAAACCCACUCCCUUCCUUUUUUGUUAUAUAAUAUCACUAAUACCUAUUACAACAACGAGAACAACAAUAACGACGAAACCACGAUAACCCAAUGAUGAUACUUUUAUUACUAUUGUAUUUCACUUCAACUUUAUCAGUUAUAUCAUGUACUACUAUUCCAUCUUCAGUGACUUCAAUGGUAGAUUUAACCUCAUUAGAACAAAUGGGUUUAGCUGGUUGGUAUGGUGGGAUUUCACUCGUGACAGAUACUCAACAAUUGACACAAAUUCAACUCAAUACUGGUUCAGCUCUUUUAUAUAAAAACAAUACCUUAUUUCAACUUUUGGCUUCUACGUCUAUUAGUGGUUCUAUUUAUACGAGUUGUCAACAAGGUAACGAUCUUUAUAUUGGUGGUUACUUUUCUACUUUGAAUCAACAAAACGUAUCGAAUAUUGCCAAACUUAGUUAUAAUAAGGAUGGUACUGGACAAAUCACACCACUUGUCAAAGGAUUAGAUGGUCCAGUUUAUAGUCUUUAUUGUGAUACAGAUCGUAUUUAUGUUGGUGGUGACUUUUUGGCUCCUUUUACAUCUUCUCCUCAAUAUGGUGAUUCUUUAGCUUAUUAUGGCGGUAGUAUGGCCGUAUGGAUGAUAAAGAAUGGAACUUGGUCUUCUUUACCUUGGAAAGGUGUUAAUGGUCCAAUUUAUUCAAUUGAAAAAUUCAAGGGUUCCAUUUAUUUUGCUGGUCAAUUUGAUUCUACUACCGAUGGUCAAUCUAAUCAUGCUCCUGCAAGUCAACCUAUCAAUCUUCAAAAACCCGCUACUGUUACUGCUGAAGGAUCUGAUCCUAAUUAUAGUGAUGCUUCUGUAGUCAUUUGUUCUGCUUUAGAUGAUCAUCCUUGGUUACUUCAAGAUAAUACACCUGGUCAUUGGGAAGUUUCCUUUGUUUAUGCUGUUUCUCCUUCUCUUUUUCGAUUGGGUAAUACUUUCUAUGAAGGUCGUGGCACAAAUCAAUUUGGUAUUUUGGCAACAACUCAAAAUCAUUAUUUGAAUUUAUCUUAUGUGGAUCCAUCAACUGGUCAAAGACGUUUUUGUACCAAUAAUUGUUCACUUUCUAAUGAUCCAACCGUGCAAUUCCAAGAUUUCCUUGUUAUCAAUCCUAAUAUGACCACUGGUGUUCGUAUUGAUAUCUCUUCUUGGUAUGGUCUUGGUGGUGGUUUGUCAAGUGUGGAAAUUUAUCAAUCAGAAAUUUUUGUUCAUGCUGGUAAUGUGGGUGGUUUUCCCGAUUGUUCCGCUUCCGAAAAACAACAAUUACCAGUAGCUACAGCAACCACAAAAGGCAAAUGGACAAAUGCACAAACAGGUUACACGCAAUAUUUGACUUCUACUUUUCCAGCACAACAAUUAAAAACAAAUACCAAUUCCGUCACUUUUACACCCAAUCUACCUGAACAAACUGGCAAUUACUCCAUCUCUAUAUAUACUCCUGGAUGUAACAACAAAUGUCAACAACGAACAAAAGUAGAUCUUCAAAUCUAUGUAAAUAGUACUUCUCCUAUUACUGUUACCAUUGACCAAAACACAUCUGGGGAUCGCGUAGAUAAAAUAUAUACUGGUCCUAUUUCACCUACUACUGCCAAUUUCAAACCUCGUGUCGUCCUCUCUGUAUCUAAAUCAGCAACCACUCCAACGAAAGGCAAUGUUAUUCUUGUCGCCGAUAAAGUACAAUGGAUCAAAGAAGCUUCGAUUCCUGGACUCUCUAGCGUCUUGGUCUAUAAUCCAUCUGUUCAAUCAACCACAAACAAUACUUUAUUGCCUUGGUCCACUUUACCACAGACAAAUAAUCUACCUUGGAAAUCUCAAGUCAAUACUAUGGAUAUUGUCAAUGGUGAUCUUUAUAUUGGUGGUAAUUUUUCCGAUACAAAUGCUGGAAAUAUGAGUUAUCACAAUAUUGUCAAGUUGAAUGGUCAAACGAAUCAAUUAGUGCCUCUCUCUGGUACUGGUGGACUUAAUGGAAUCGUAUCUUCCUUGACUCAUAUUGGAUCAGAUCUUUAUGUGGGUGGUGCUUUUGAUGGUUUCCCAGCACAAGCGACAGUAGCAACAACUUCACCUCCUUCAAAGAAUGUGAUCAAAUACAAUACACAACAACAAUCGUGGGUCAAUCUGGAUGGAGGGGUCAAUGGGCCAGUAUCAACAGUAGCAUUGACAGGCAACAAUCAAACUCAUGUACUUGUAUCUGGAAGUUAUACUGGACUUUACGAUGCUACGGGAACGAUAAUUGCAAAUACGACGUCAGGAAAUGCGUGGUGGUAUUCGGCAACCAGUAGAUGGGCACCUAGUAUUGAUCAGCCAUAUCUUUCCGGAAUUGUAUAUACGACCGAAAUGGCAGCACCAUCAGCAACAGAUCAACAGCGACAACAACUCUAUCUUGGUAACAUCAAAAGUGCUCAACGAUAUGCAGCUCAUGGAUUUGUUUAUAUGAAUAAUCAAACAAUACCCUUGGCACCCUUACCAUUUCAACCAAAUGCUAGUAUGCAAACAGAUGUGAUUACGGCAGGCGCAUUUUGGAAUGAUCCUCAACAUGGAAAUGCAAGCACGAUUAUUCUGGGCGGUUCAUUUACUUUAUCUUCACCUAGCAAUUCAACAGCAACCAUUCGCAAUGUGGCCAUGUAUCAAAAUGGACAAUGGCAAGGGAUUGGUGCGGACGCAUGGCAAGGUUCGAUUCAUACCAUGAUGGUGGUCGGUAAUAGACUCUUUAUUGGUGGACAAUUCUCUACAUCUACCCCAUCAGGUGCAAACUCUUUUGCCAUUUAUGAUUUGGUAAAUCAAACGUUUGUCCAUGUACCUGAUCUUCAUACCAGCGAUGGAUCACCGACUCUUGUGAAUGUGAUCAAGUAUAAUGAUGCUGAUAGUGUGGUGAUUGUUGGUGGUAAUUUCAGCACUGGUGGUUCUCUUAGUUGUUAUGGUGUUUGUGCUUUGGAUAUGAAUGAAUACCAAUGGAAUAAUUUGGGUGAUGGUGUUCUUGGCAAUGUUACUGACUUUGUUCUUAUCGACAACAAAUUGAUGGUAGCUGGGAAUUUGACACUUGCAAAUGGUAAAGCAGUACCUGUUGCAGCUUAUGAUUAUGGUGGAAAUUAUUGGGAUACUAUCUCAUCAGAUACAACUGAAAAUGGCUUGCCUGGGCCUUGUCAUACUGUUUCGUAUGAUAAUAAUACUCGUACCACCUUUUUUGCUGGACAGACGAAUACUUCAACCGCUUAUAUUCGAAUGUGGAAUGGUCAACAAUUCUCUUCACCAAAUGAAGAAUUAGGACCUGGAAGUACCAUUGAACAACUAUCGGUUUUACCAACAGUGACCAAUACGACAUCCAAUCUUGCUGGCAAUUCAAAGGCUGUUCUUUUGGCAACAGGAUUUUUAAAUCUGGGACAAGGAAACGUCAGUGCGGCAUUAUACAAUGGUACGAAUUGGAUCCCUUAUCUUGCGGCAUCUGCUGUAGAUGGUACCUCUGGAUUAUUUAGUCGUGUCUUUUUCAAAUCUUAUAGUAUGAGUGUCCACAAUACUCGACAUUUGCCUACUCCUCUAGUGAUUCUUAUAUCUGUUGCUUCUGCUCUCGGUGUUGUAUUUGUUUUGAUUUUAUCAUCUUUGAUGGUGAUGUUUGUCAAACGUCGUCAAGAAGCUAAAGUCGAUUGUGCGCAACCUUGGAAUUAUUAUGGAAAACCACCACAAACACCAGAAGCUUUAUUGGAGAUGCUUGCUUCUGGAAAUGCUGUUACUGGUCUCUAUUCUCUUACUGAUAGCAGCAACAAUGAAAAAGGUAUUAUUGGUCAAAAAGCUGAAUUCGGUACUGUUGUUAGUGCUGCCACUCUUGGUGCUACAACUCUUGGUGCUGCCUCUAUGACAAGCAAUGGUACCACGAAUGAAAAAGAUAUAUCACCACCUCCUGCUGCUUACUUGGCUAAUCCCACUGGUGCCUUUGAUGGUCCUCGUGAAAUGCAAUCCACCACUACUACAAGAGAAAUGGUGACUCCUACGACUCAGCGAUCUUCUUACAAUCCAUUCCGUGCAUCUGCUACUCUCGGUAUGGCCGUCUCUGAACCUGACAUUGAACCGCCAGUAUUGAAGUCCUCAUCUGUUUCACCUGCAUCCUCAAGAAGAUCAUCUGUAUCGUCUCUGGCUUCUUAUCACGACACUACUUAUGGUGAUACUUCUUUUGCGGAUACUCCAACUGCGCCAACAGAUACUUCAUCACAAUCUGAUCCACAUGCAUUUUUAACAAAACCGUUUGACCUAUCCUCCUCAUCAUCAUCUCAACAACAAAAAUCAUCUUCACCUUCAUCUCAACAACAACAAUCAUCUUUACCUUCAUCUCAACAACAACCACAACAACAACAAAAACAAAAACAAUCAUUAUCAUCACAACAACAACAGCAAUCAUCAUCAUCUUCAUCACAACAGCAAGGUCAUCCAGCUUUAGAUGGACGAGCAGCAUCGAAAAAGAUGAUUCAAGAUUACUUUUCCUCAAGAGGUGAACUACCCAGUGGUACGACAACCAAGGAAGAAAGUAAACCAUACAAGGACGAUUUUAAACGAGCCAUGCAAGCAGCUUUGGAAAACAAUCAAGCCAAUAAGGAUCAAGCCAAUUGUAGUGCGGAUCAUCCUUAUCUAUAUGUUGCCAAAUUUGAUUUCUCUGCACGAGAACAUGGGGAACUUGGAUUUGAAAAAGGGGAUCCUAUCAUUGUCAUUGAUGCUGAAGAUGAUAUUUGGUGGAUGGGUUACAAGGAUGGUGAAAAACCUCAACAAGGUGUAUUCCCCAGUAAUUAUGUAGAACGUGCCACUAGUUUACCAUAUUAA